AUGGGUAGCACCGACGAACCAAGUUUUAGCCAGAUGAACCAAGACCUCGACUACGAUGUUCUCAUCAUCGGGGCUGGUCUAUCUGGCAUAUACUCUACCUAUCGCAUGCGCCAACUUAAUUUACGAGCGAAGGUUCUUGAGGCUGGCUCUGGAGUUGGAGGAACCUGGUUCUGGAACAGAUACCCUGGUGCCCGAUUUGACUCUGAAAGUUACUCUUACAACUUUUCAUUCUCUCAAGAAGUCCUUGAUGAGUGGAAUUGGUCUGAGCAUUUUGCCUCGCAGCCCGAGACUCUGCGAUACUGCGAGUUUCUCUGUGACAAGUUCGAUCUUCGCCGGGAUAUGCAAUUCAACACACGAGUCGUAUCAGCACACUUUCAAGACUCUUCAAAUUCAUGGCGUCUUACAGAUGAGCAAGGCCGAACUUAUACGUCGCGGUUUCUGGUGACGUGCAUCGGCAUCUUGAAUAAUUAUACCAUGCCCAAUAUCCCUGGGGUCACAAACUUCCAAGGCGAGGCAUGCCAUACCGCUCGAUGGCCGCAGGAGCCGGUCAGCUUUGAGAACAAGCGAGUCGCUAUUAUUGGCACCGGUGCGACCGGUAUUCAAACCAUUCAAGAGAUCACAAAGGACGUUGGCCAUCUCACAGUCUUUCAGCGUACUCCAAACUGGAGUCUUCCUUUGCGAAAUGGACCCAUAAGCACAGAGGAGAUGAAUGAGAUCCGAUCUCGUUAUCCUGAAAUAUUCAGAAAAUGCCUCGAGACCUGGUCCUGCUUCAUGCACGUUUCAGAUCCCAGGGAUACUCUCCAAGUUAGCCCCGAGGAAAGAGAAGCCUUCUGGGAGGAGUUGUAUGAGCAGCGUGGAUUCGCCAAAUGGCUUGGAAAUUUUGGAAAUAUUAACACCAACAAAGAGGCAAACGCCUUAUUCAGCGAGUUUGUCGCAAAUAAAAUAAGAAGUCGCGUGAAUGACCCCGUCACAGCCGAAACGCUUAUUCCGAAAUGCCAUGGAUUUGGUACCAAGCGAGUGCCACUUGAGUCCGGCUACUUUGAGGCUUAUAAUCAACCGAACGUCCGACUGGUGGACGUAAAGUCGAACCCAAUCGAGUGCAUAACUGAAACCGGGAUACGGACAAGAGACGAAUCUUUUGAUUUUGACAUGAUUAUUUAUGCCACUGGAUUUGACGCCGUUACCGGAUCUUUCACAGCCAUCGAUUUCCAAGGCGUGAACGGGGUGAAGCUGGCAGACCGAUGGGCCGAAGGGCCACGCACAUUCCUGGGUCUGUUUGUGGAGAGCUUCCCAAAUAUGAUGAUGGUAAUGGGACCCCAUCAAAUGUUUGGAAACAUCCCACGUAGCAUCGAGUAUGCUGUGGGUUGGGUCUCGCGGUUCAUUGAGUUUUGUCGGGAUCACGGUAUCACAUUUGCGGAAACGUCACGACAAAAGGUUCUCGACUGGACAGAGCAUGUGCAUACUUGUGCAGACGGUCUGCUUGCUAAUGAUGUUGAUUCCUGGAUGACUGGAGUGAACAAGAAUCUGGCUCACAAGCAAAAACGCAUCAUCGCAAGAUACCAGGGACCAGCCCCCGGUUAUCGCAAGCUUGCUGAGGACGUGGCUAUGAGGGGGUACAGAGAUUUGAAGUUGGCAUGA
Molecule: messenger RNA, 1638 nt
Organism: Penicillium cataractarum
Lineage: Eukaryota; Fungi; Ascomycota; Eurotiomycetes; Eurotiales; Aspergillaceae
Product: flavin-containing monooxygenase
Exons: 2
Coding region: 1-1638 (545 amino acids)
Molecular function (GO): N,N-dimethylaniline monooxygenase activity; NADP binding; flavin adenine dinucleotide binding
Source: RefSeq, a predicted model, not a curated record